CACCAGUGUGCCGCCUAUAUAAGCGGGGCGCACGUAGUCAUGGAAUUGUGUAAAGCGGCUCGCAGGGAGAAGGAAGUCUCUUCAGCUUCAUUUUUGCCACUGACUUGAAACUGCUCAAACUGGUAACACCAUGGGAGGAGCAGUGGUGGACGACGGACCUACUGGGGUGAAGGCACCAGAUGGCGGAUGGGGCUGGGCGGUGUUGGUCGGCUGCUUUGUCAUCACAGGAUUCUCCUACGCGUUCCCCAAGGCUGUCAGCGUCUUCUUCAAGGAGCUGAUAAAAGAGUUCCAUGUUGGCUACAGUGACACGGCCUGGAUAUCAUCCAUACUGCUGGCCAUGCUCUACGGCACAGGUCCUCUCUGCAGUGUGUUGGUGAACAAGUUUGGCUGUCGACCUGUGAUGAUGGUUGGAGGGAUUUUCGCCUCACUGGGAAUGAUUCUGGCUUCUUUUGCAACCAGCAUUGUACACAUCUACCUUUCCGUUGGCAUUAUUACAGGUUUGGGCCUCUCAUUGAACUUCCAGCCAUCCCUAAUAAUGCUCAAUCGCUACUUCAGCGAGAAGCGACCUUUGGCCAACGGCCUGGCAGCGGCAGGCAGCCCCGUAGCUCUGUGUUCUCUCUCCCCACUGGGACAAGUUCUUCAGUACCAUUAUGGCUGGAGGGGUGGCUUUCUCAUCCUGGGAGGAAUACUUCUCAACUGCUGUGCCUGUGGUGCCCUCAUGAGGCCCCUUUUGCCACCAAAGAAACCCGGCAUGCUGGAGGAUGGCGAUAUCGCAGCCAUAGACAAGGAAAAGAAGUCCCAACCCAAGAAGAAACUGCUAGACUUCAGUGUGUUCAAAGACAGAGGAUUUGUCAUUUAUACUGUUGCCGCCUCCAUUAUGGUGCUGGGCUUGUUUGUGCCGCCUGUUUUCGUGGUCAACUAUGCUAAAGGACUCGGCUAUGAGGACACGGCUUCUGCUCUGCUGCUCACCAUCUUGGGAUUCGUAGAUAUGUUCGCCCGUCCCCUGUCGGGAAUCGUCGCAGGCCUGAAGUGGGUACGGCCAAGGUGCGUCUACCUGUUCAGUUUUGCUAUGCUCUUCAACGGAUGCACCGAUCUCAUUUGCUCACAGGCAAACACCUAUACAGGUCUGGUGGUCUUCUGCAUCUUUUUUGGCAUAUCGUACGGCAUGGUGGGAGCACUACAAUUCGAGGUCCUGAUGGCUAUCGUGGGGACGGAAAGGUUUUCUAGUGCUAUUGGUCUUGUGCUGAUGAUGGAAGCGAUGGCUGUGCUCGUGGGACCUCCUGGAGCAGGUCGCCUCUUGGAUGCUACACACCAGUACAUGUACGUAUUCCUGCUGGCGGGCUGCGAGGUCACGCUGUCAGCCAUUGUGAUUGCCGUGGGAAACUUCCUAUGCAUCAAAACUGGACAGGAAGAUCCUGCUCCGCUGGAAAUGGCGGCGACUGCUGCGAAGGAGGAGGGCGUCAGCAAGGAGACAAUUGAAGGCGAGCAGGGGGAAGAGGGAGUCGACCAGUUGCCUAUGCUAGGGGACGUGGAGGAGUAA
Messenger RNA from Entelurus aequoreus (snake pipefish), 1540 nucleotides. It is a transcript of the gene slc16a3b, whose product is annotated as solute carrier family 16 member 3b. Bases 131 to 1540 code for a protein of 469 amino acids. The record is from RefSeq and is a predicted model, not a curated record. Gene Ontology annotation, biological process: monocarboxylic acid transport; transmembrane transport. Gene Ontology annotation, cellular component: membrane. Gene Ontology annotation, molecular function: monocarboxylic acid transmembrane transporter activity. Lineage: Eukaryota; Metazoa; Chordata; Actinopteri; Syngnathiformes; Syngnathidae. The transcript has 6 exons.